This is a messenger RNA of Malassezia sympodialis ATCC 42132, 1065 nucleotides long. Its product is annotated as cyclin family protein. Gene Ontology annotation, biological process: regulation of cyclin-dependent protein serine/threonine kinase activity. The record is from RefSeq and is a predicted model, not a curated record. Gene Ontology annotation, cellular component: cyclin-dependent protein kinase holoenzyme complex; nucleus. Gene Ontology annotation, molecular function: protein kinase binding; cyclin-dependent protein serine/threonine kinase regulator activity. Lineage: Eukaryota; Fungi; Basidiomycota; Malasseziomycetes; Malasseziales; Malasseziaceae.
AUGGAAAGCGCACGACCAUUUUCACCUAGCUCCACUGCACAGGAGGCGGACCACCGCCCUAGCAGACCAGACACAUCGUCUGAUAUGUCUAGCACAUCCCCUGCUAAUUCUGCCUCCCACGACACUCGCCUCAAGGCAGACGUCCCCGACGACGAGCGAGCACGUUCAAGCUCCCCCCGUGCCAAAUCUCCCCACCUUGACAUUGCUAAUUUUCCAUCUGUGGAGCUCCUGCGGAUACUAGCGGCGUUGCUCCAGCAUAUUGCUACCUCCAAUGACCAGCUGAGACCCCUAAGCCAUGAGGCGGUCCAAGAGCGCGCACAACACCAACAGGAACAAAGUUCCAUACCUUCCUUUAUGUACCUUCCCUUGAACGACCCGAACCGACCCACGACCACCACAGCGGCCCUCGCUACACUUAAUACACCGAGCAGCACGUUGUGCUUUCACGCAAGGCACAUCCCAAGCAUCAGUAUCGAGGCAUACUUGCUCCGCAUCUUGAAAUACUGCCCUACGACCAAUGACGUCUUUCUCAGUCUCUUGGUGUACUUUGAUCGGCUGAGCCGCGUAGGAGCACUAGGUCAUUUCCCUGGCGAACCUCCACUGGGUUCCUACGAUGCACCUAACGGUGCUUCCAUGAACCAAGGAGCCCUGUCGCCUAUAUCUACGCCGUGGUCAAGCAACUAUGCCGUCUCUCGAGGAACACCUUCAGAAACAAACGAACCGGCACCACAGGGACACGGUUUCCCGGGCAUCAGUGGCUUUGCGAUUGACAGUUACAAUGUCCAUCGAUUAGUUAUCGCAGGGAUCACUGUUGCCAGCAAAUUCCUCAGCGAUGUCUUUUACACCAACGCAAGAUACGCCAAGGUCGGGGGUCUCGCCGUGCACGAACUUAAUCAACUGGAGCUCCAUUUCCUUCUUCUGACUGACUUUCGACUAACCAUUCCACUGUCUGAAAUCCAGCAAUACGGAGACCAGUUAUUGGCAUAUGCCCAGGAACGGACUAUCAGUGCCAACGUGCCCCGUCCUCUACCCGAUGCAAAUGACGAUGCCAACAAAGAUCAUUAA